Phaedon cochleariae (mustard beetle) is the source of this 5769-nucleotide messenger RNA. Lineage: Eukaryota; Metazoa; Arthropoda; Insecta; Coleoptera; Chrysomelidae. The record is from the annotation of a GenBank genome assembly.
AUCGUUAUUCGUUGAAUAUAUGAGUGAUUAUAAUUUGAAAUAAUAUAUUUGACAUUACAGUGCCUAUAUAACAGUUUGUGAAAUACCUAUAUGUUUGAUAUAAGUCAACAUGAAAAAAAAUAAGGAUCGUCCUCCAAUCGUAUUACUACUAACACUACUGCUACAGAUAAUAGUGCCAUCGGUGGGCCAAGGUAUUUCAGUUGAGCAAGUAAAUGGUGAUGUUACCAUAACCAAAGAUGGCACUGUAACCAUCAUGACAAUGGAUGAGAAUAAUCACGAUUUCACUGAAAGAACCCCACUCAUUAGAUUCGUCAACGUUAAGGAGGUGACAUUUCAACAAUUCGUUGAUUAUUCAUUCAGAUACACUCUGAUGGAUGAAAGCGAUAAUAAGACAAAUAAAAUUCUAUAUUCGGAUCAGUCCUUCGAUUAUGAAACUCAACCGAAUAAUUACGUAAUGACACUAUUCGUAGAUGGUCUGAAUGGUGAUAAAGUUCCAUCAUUUGUAUUGAAGUUAACAAUCAACAACAUCGACGAUGAACCUCCCACAAUGAGCUGUCCACAAUGUCGGUUCGAUGAAAAUACAAUGUAUACUCUUGAGAACACUACAUGUUCCUGUGUCGUUACUGAUAGUGAUGGAUGGUUGAACAAAAUGACAUUCGAUGUUUUACCUGAUGGUACUACGGGAGAAGAAGGCAGCAUAUUCCUGUUCGAAUUCCGAGAAAAACCUGAUGAUCAAUUGAAAACGGCCAAUGUCCAGAUGUAUCUGGGAAAAGAGUUGAAAUACAACGAAACAUCAUUUUAUCUUUUCAAUAUUCAAGCCAGGGACGGUGCUGGACAUGAAACCAUACCCAACAACGUUACCAUGGCAAUUGUUGAUGUGAAUGAUUUGAGAGACACUCCACCAGUGUGGACUAAGUUCAUUGCUUUCCAACAAUUCGAAGAACAACUGGAGAAGGAUUUUCAAAUUUCUGCUAGAGACGGUGAUGUUGGUCUUAACAAGGAUAUAUGCUAUAGUAAGGUGCGAGAAGACGAUGAAGAAGCUAAAUACAUCCACAUAGAUGAAAGGACAGGAACCGUUCACGUAUCAAAAAUUGACAGAGAUAAGAAGGAUAUCACGAUGUACAAAUCAGAAAUUUCUGCAUUCGUAUGUGAGGAACCCGAUUGGAGAACAUCACAAGUCAUGAGUUUCUACAUAAUAGAUAUCGAUAACAAUUCACCACUAGUUAUCUGGGUUUUUGAUUAUGAGAAAAAUAACAACACAUACGAUGGUGAAACCUCGAAGUCAACCAGUUUGAAAUUUUAUGAAAAUUAUGCAGGGAGUUUGAAUACCACGAUUUUUAUCAAAGACAUUGAUACGGGAGAUAAUGCUCAAUUUUUCAUCGAAUUGGAAAAUUCGGGCGGAGAUAUCGAUUUCACAAAGGCUUUCAUGGUAGUGCCAACAGCAGGAUAUAGAAGUAGUGAAUUUCAGUUGAAUGUAAAAAAUGCUACAUAUUUAGACUACGAAGAUCCUUCUUGGCGGCACAUCAAGUUUAAUGUUUUAUCUAGAGGUACAAAGAAUAGAGAUCAUCUUGAUAGAUUACUGGUGGAUAUACAAUUACAGGAUUACAAUGAUGAGAUUCCGAAAUUCGAACUGAUGGAAUACAAUGCAACGAUUAGUGAAGCUACAAAAAAAGAUGUUGUCAUAACUACAGUACUUGCAACAGAUGCUGAUUAUGAAGAUAAGAUUCUAAAACACAAUUUGAUUGGUUCUGAGUAUGCCCUCCAAGUUCUGGGAAUUAAAUCGGACACCGGUGAAAUAUACGUCAAGACAGAUGAUGCUUUCGACUACGACACUGUCAAUCCAAUAUUUGUUCAAGUGAGAGCUACUGACAAAGUUGGUCAUACAGCAACCGUUCCUUUGACAAUAGAUCUGACGGAUGUCAACAACAAAGCUCCAACUAUUGAUGUGGGUAAUCCGAUAAGCGUGGAGGAGAAUAAAGAAGUGGAAUUCAAUCUGGAUUCGACAAUAGCGGCCUCAGAUAUUGACACAAAUGCGAGUCUGACAGUGAAAAUAGACUGGGAUGGAUCAUACGCCACCAAAAAUUCAAGACGACUCAAUAUGACCGAUGAAACCAUUGCUCGAGAGGUUAAGUUCCUCAAUGUGAAAUUUGAGGGAAAAUAUAAUGGCUACUACAAGAACCGAACAAUUGAUAUAGGAUUAGAAGUGAAUAAUCAUCCCAAAUAUCCCGCACCUGACUACGAGCUCUUCGAUUCCCUGUAUUUGAAAUUGAUCGUCACAGAUUUGAACACCGAUGAAGAGUUUUUGAGGAAUGAAAAAUCAUCAGCUCUCAUUGUGGUGAGCAUCAUCGACAUAAAUGACAACACACCUGUCUUCGUGGAACCCGAAAACUCAAAUCGCACCGUCCAAGAGAAAGCUGUGAUUGGUACUUCGGCUGGCUCUAUCGUAGCGAUUGAUCUCGAUGUCAAUGAUAACGUUACCUAUGAGUGCAAAGCACUCAGCCCAGAAACUGACUGGUUAGAAGUGGAUACCAAAUCUGGAGUUUUCAUAGUUAAAGACGGUCACAUAAACGCAGAUCCAGACACUUUCACUUUCAGUUAUAAUUGUACUGCUACUGAUACGGUACAUAUAUCUGAUACUCUCAAGGUUGACUUCUACAUAAUUGAUGGGAACAACAGGAUUCCUGAACUAAAUAUCAGUGACACGGUUAAUCUGUUGGAACGACCUGAUGAUGAUGCGAUUGUUAUCGAUAUGACAAAACAAAUAAGAGAUCUGGAUAGAGAUGUUCCAUUCCAUACGGUGGUCUGCAUUUUCUCUGAUUCAUGUAACGACAAGUUUUAUAUCAAGAAUAAUAUCAUCAGAGUUAGAAAGGGAGAGGAGAUCGACAGGGAUACAAAAGAGAGGAAUUUCACGUGUUCCAUCACUUGCUCGGAUAAUCCAAAUGGUUGGAGAGGCGAACCUAGCUUAUCUAGUCCACCAUUUACACUAAUCAUAUUUGUCGAUGAUAUAAAUAACUUCAUACCUGAACUUGAUAUGGAUGACUUCGAUUGCUAUGAAAAUCUAGAAAAGAACGCCGAAAUUCAUGAAAUAAUUGGUAAAGAUCUUGAUGCUAAAGAGAAUGGCACGAUUGAUUUCAAUAUCACCAGCGUGAUCAACGAGGAGACAGGAGAAGAUAUCGCAUCAAUUUUCGCAAUAUUUAAGGACGAUAGUGACUACGAAGUGAACGAAACUCAUAAGCGAGUGCAUCUCAUAGCAUCUGAAGAUCUUAGAGGGUAUUAUGGAACUUACGAUAUUACAUUUGGUUUGAGUGAUGAAGGAGAGCCUCAGAAUUCCCAGCUACAAUCGCGUAAAUUCACCAUCAAAAAGUACAAUUUCGAAUCGCCCCGUUUCGUGUUUCCCGCGGAAAACGAAAUUCUGCAACUGAUGUCGGUUCAAACAUUGGAUAGUCCUUUGGUUGUAUUCAGAGAACGAGCAAGUUUGCAAGAUUUCGAAAUUAUUGCUGAUUCCAAAGAUAAAGACUGCAGUAAAUGGAAGAUCAAAUUCAGCAUCACACAAUUGGAACCGACGAGCGAAGAAACGGUCUUCAAACUAGUUGACAAACACCCAUGUAUUUCACAACUGCAAAUCAAUGAUGCAUUCAAUUCGGAUCGUGUUGUGGAAAAAAUCUUCAAGAUUCAAAUAUCUGCAUGGAUAGAUGCGGAGAGCAGCCCAGAUACCAAUGAAGCGCCGUAUUACACAAAAACGAACAUAACGAUUCGAUUUUAUAACAACUACCAACAACCAACUUUCGACCAGAGCUUUAGAAAAUGGACCAUUGAGUUCGAAGAAGGAAAUGACGCUCUGUCAGAAAAGCUCAAAGAAAAUGCCACCUACGAAAUAACCGACGAUCCUAAUCUGAAUAUAUAUUACUAUAUUGUUCCUGGAAAGAAUGAAACUAUCGAAAGGAUUUUCGAAGUUGAUCGGGAUUCCGGGAUGGUUUCAGUUAAAGAAAAGUUCUAUUAUGAUUUCGACAAGCAAUUUGAGUUCAAGAUUGUCGCUUCUAAUGACACCCAUCCCAAUAGUACAGAUCCUGAUUCAUUUUUGGAUGUCUGUGUAGAAGUUCAGCCUGCCAAUCUUCGAACACCAGUGUGGUCUAGGGACUUUUUCUUUGGAGCAAUUAUGCCUGGUUUUCUGAGUUCUACUAUAAUUGUUUCUGCAGAUGCCACGGACGAUGACGUGAUAGACCAAGACAAUCUGACGUAUUCCAUAAACGGCACCAUACAACGCAAGGGUAAUGGCCUGGAUACUGUGUCCAAUACUGAUGCUUUCAUAAUGGAUCAGAAAACUGGCAACAUAACUCUGAAUUUUCGUGUCGAAACGACUAUGACAGGAUACUUCUCAUUCAUGAUCUGUGUCAGGGACCAAGAAGAUAAAUAUCAUAACGGUCCUCAUGAAAAUUGUACAACAACGUACAUCUUCAUCAUCACAAAUGAUAAAACAGUCGAUUUCAGGUUCUACAACAAUGUAACAGAUGUUCAAGCUAGAGAAGUUGAGAUGUUAGACAUAGUUAGUGACAUCGUAGGGAUACCAGCUUACAGACAUACCAUAGAAAACCUAACGACAAAGGACAAUACAGUAUACUCACAAGCCAGCUUAUACUUCAUCAAUGGAACAUUCACUAAAGAACUGAAUCCAAAUGAUCGACUUCUCAGAGAAGAUAAUCCAGUUACAGCGUCAGAUGCAGAAUCUAUCCUGAGAAUAGUUUCUAACGUCAACACGUUUUCGAAAUUAUCUUCUGAACUGAGGGACAAGAUACAACUAAUGCUCAUGAGUUUUCCUUCGACGAACACUACUCCGGAAAAUAAGGAAGCAACACUCAAGGCUUGGUUGAUAGGAGUCGCAAUUGUGUUGGGAGCUCUUUGUUUCGCCUUAUUGAUCACCUUCAUUUUCAAAAUGAAGCAGCUGAAUAGAAGAAUUUCCAAACUCACUGAAAAGAAAUUUGGCUCUCAGGAAUCAGGGUUGAACAGACUUGGAAUAUCUGCUCCUACAACUAAUAAACAUGCAAUCGAAGGAUCGAACCCUGUAUUCAAUACUAAUGAUAUGAAGAAAACGGAAGAUAUGGGAGAUUUUGAUAAUCAAAGUAUGAGAAGUGGAGAUUCGGACCUUAUUGGAAUUGAAGACAAUCCUGAAUUCGAUUAUAGUUUCGACAGAAACCACGAUGAUAAAAUCGAUGACAGAUUUACUUAUCUCUAAGGGAAGCUGUUCAGGAAAUGCCAAGAAAAUCUAUGCACAAAUGAUCAAGAGCUGAGCGUAUUAUUUACAUUCGCUUAUAUUCAUGAUACUUAUUAGUCUUUUAGAACAAAAACUCCAAAAAUGUAUACAAAUAUAAAUAUAAACCUAUCUACCUGCAUUAUUAUGUUGACGAAUAUUCGAUAUUUGAGUGAACUGUAUUUCCUUAGGCAUGAUUCAAAUCGGAUAGACCCUAUAAAAUUAGUUUUUUGAUACGAGGAAGCAAUUGAGGGGCUCAAUCUCAAUGCAUAAACCGGCCACAUAGAGCAAAAUGUUGGGGAGAAGAAAAAAACGAUUUUCAGGUUGAAUCAUAUACAUAGCUAUGUGUUCUGAAUAUCUUAUCAUUUGCAGUUGAUCUUAGUAUGUUAGUUUUGAGCAAUAUUGAGAGCUGUAGCAGAAGGAUAGAUGAGAAAUUUGAGAAAAAUUAAUGGACUUGACCGGUUUAUGCAAAGUUUCUCGAUUUUUUUGGGGUGAAAUAAAGAAUAAUAAUAAAUUUUAUGUGC